UACACCUAGCGAGAACGACUCAUGCAUAGCGGCGUCUUGGCAAAGAGGGCGGGGCCUGUGGGCGUGUUGGGGGCGUGGCCGGUGCUUAGAGGUACAGGUGAUACGGGUCACGCUGACAGUGGGAUCGCGUCUGGAUCGGAGAUUGUGGUCUUGGCCCACAGCUUUGCACAGUGACACCAGCACCUGGACCAGCGCCAUGGCCGACGUUAAACAUCCUCCUCCCUACAUCACUCCAGAGGAUGGUAAGAGUGAUGUGAAAGGCUACCAUGUGCACACUCCGUUCAACCCUGCCACCCAACGCCAGGAUCCCCCACAGAAUUUACCAGUGUACACCAUCAGCGGAGGCGGCGGCUUGAACUCGGGCUUCGACGAUGGCAAAAAGAAGUUCACGAGCUACGACACGGCGCUGGGCUAUAAUUCUGGCAUGACCACAUGCCCCUCCUGCCAGCAGCAGGUCAUGACCAACGUCAGUUACAAACCCGGGACGUACGCCUGGCUCAUGGUUCUACUCUUUAUCUGUCUCGGGUUGGUGUUGUGCUGCUGCCUGCUACCCCUGCUCUUUAAAAAGUUCAAGGACGCUCACCACACCUGCCCCCGCUGCAACAGACUGCUGCAUGUGGAGAAGAGAAAAUGCUGUGAAUGAGCCCCGCCCGUCCCGCACACGAAAGUCACGAACAAGGAGCCCCGCGUCUAAUCGACAACAAUGACAAAGUCACUUAUUUCUAUGGCGGAGCCUGCUUGAGCCGGCAUGGCUCCCAUGUUAAACAUGUUAAUGAGCAAACACACUGGGAGCAAGCGCCCCCAUCCACCCCAUCACAUGCGCGUCUUCUUCGUGUUAACAAAUAUCUACCGUUCAGCUCUGACACCGUUGAUUAUAGUUAGAUAGUUCCAAUGAAAUCUUGUACAUACAUUUAAAACUAGUUUCAAGGGCUCGAUCAUUGAAAUUGAAUAGGAUUGUUUUGGCCACAAUGUACUAGAGUAAGCUAUUCGAUGAGUGCCUGUUUAUGAAGGAAUUAAAGCUGAUAAAGAUAUGUACAGCACAUCGUUUCAAACUUAAAAGAACGACUUAGGAAAAGUUAUAUCUUGAAUUUUUUUUCAAAUGAAUCAUAUUGCAAAUAAGGAAAUCUCUGUGCUAUAUUCUUGAAAAUAAAAACGACAACACUGGAAUAGGGGGAAAAAUGUAAUUGCCUGUUUAAAACCCGUAGUGUGACAUUUCUAAUGUAC
This is a messenger RNA of Syngnathoides biaculeatus (alligator pipefish), 1224 nucleotides long. It is a transcript of the gene litafd, whose product is annotated as Lipopolysaccharide-induced tumor necrosis factor-alpha factor homolog-like. The coding region runs from base 197 to 643 and encodes 148 amino acids. NCBI's taxonomy places the organism in Eukaryota, Metazoa, Chordata, Actinopteri, Syngnathiformes, Syngnathidae. The record is from RefSeq and is a predicted model, not a curated record. Gene Ontology annotation, molecular function: zinc ion binding. The transcript is spliced from 5 exons.